This is a messenger RNA of Plasmodium inui San Antonio 1, 1092 nucleotides long. RefSeq lists its product as hypothetical. The transcript has 7 exons. The coding region runs from base 1 to 1092 and encodes 363 amino acids. Gene Ontology annotation, molecular function: ubiquitin binding. Lineage: Eukaryota; Apicomplexa; Aconoidasida; Haemosporida; Plasmodiidae. The record is from RefSeq and is a predicted model, not a curated record.
AUGAACGCCCAAAAUAAGCCCCAAAUCAUUGAGCACAUAAACCACCCCCUCGAUGACACCGUCUACGAUGUGAAAUGGGUACACGGCAAGUCCGACAUUCUCGGUGUCGGGGAAAAGCUAAAUAAAAAGGGGUACAUAAAUGUGUAUAAUCUGAACAAGGGGAAGUUCACCUGCAUUUCUGACCACGAAACGGACACAGGGGUAAAGACCAUCAGCCCCUUUUUCUCCUACUCCGGAGGAUACACCAUUGCCUGCGGUACAUUCGACGGAAAAAUACUUCUGUACGAUAUUAACCGCAUGUCCACCCCGUAUUACACCAUACACAAGCACACGAAACUCAUAAACAAAGUAGAGUGUAAAAACUACAAAAACAAUAAUUUAGUUGUGAGUGCGAGUAGGGAUGGAUCUGUCAAAAUAUUCGACAUAAGAACGGAUAAUGAAGUUGUUAGUUUAGAGCCACCCAAGGACUCGGCUUACAUCCCAGACUGUUGGUGUGUCGCGACAGGAAACAACUACAUAGAAGUAAACGAUCCCUUUGGGGGAGGCGAAGAAAACCUGAAUUUAUGUGCAGGAUAUGACAAUGGGGACAUCAAAUUUUUCGACUUAAAAAUGAUGACAGUAGAACAUGAAGUCAACGUCAAUAAUGGCGUCUGCGCAGUGACCUACGACAGGAAAGACACGAAAAAGAACAAGUUAAUUUCCUCCACCUUGGAAGGAAAUAUUUACAUCUUCAACCUGGAUGUGUACAGCGAAGAUUUGGGAUAUGCCUACAGCAAGGACCAGAUUGUUUCAGGAACAUGUUGGGGAACCCCCUUUUUGCCACAGAAUCGGGACAUUUUUGCUUCCUUGGGAGGUGACGGAAAUCUGGUUCUCUAUAAAUAUACGAACCCUGAGAAAAAUUACAUCUUUGACGAAACCAAGGGGUGCAAAAGGGGCGUUGUAGGGGAGUUGGAAAAAUUAAAUUUCCUCAAAGUGUCCACUCAACCCAUAAUUUCAUUCGACUGGAAUAUGAACAAGUUGGGCCUCUGCGCCUUCGCGUCGUUGGAUCAAACAAUUAGGGUUUACAUAAUAACGAAGCUAAAUUUGUGUUAA